GAUGGGCACCGUGAAGGUUGUCUCCAUGUCAAUCAGCGUAUUUAGCGGGUGUGGUGGUUCAUGUUGACAGAACGAUAUUCGUCCCCCUUGGAACUACGUUACCCAGAGUCCCUCGCUUUCACGUCGUAAACCGACGUAGAGGUCGAAACAAAACCGGCUAGAGAAAGUCAGACAACGCGUGUGGUGUAGACACUGAGCCUCUGAUGGCUGGUCGACUCCUCAAAGUCUCCUCUCUGGCUACUGUGGCAUUUGCCUCGUCUGGGUUUUAUCUGCAUAGCAGACAGCUGGACCUCAAUGACCUCAGUAUCAUCCGCUUUGGACGAGCCGCUGCCACUACGGUGGUUAUCAGCUACGACUAUCUGACUGCUUUCCAACAUGUGGAACACGGCACAGAGGAAUACUGGGCGCUCAAGUCCAAGGUUCACCGGCGGUCAGCAGAGCGUCUCCUAGAUUUGUGCUGUGCCAAUCGUGGCACUUUCAUCAAGGUGGGCCAGCACCUUGGUGCUCUGGACUACCUGCUGCCUGAGGAGUACACAUCCACGCUGAAGGUGCUUCACAGCCGAGCUCCUCAGAGCAGCAUGGAGCAGAUCCAACAGGUCAUCAGAGAAGACCUCGGUAAAGAGCUGUCCGAGUUAUUUGUCUCCUUUGAGGAGAAGCCUCAGGGUGCAGCCUCCUUAGCUCAGGUCCACAAGGCAGUGCUUCAUGAUGGGAGGACAGUGGCUGUCAAGGUCCAACACCCCAAAGUCCAGAGACAAAGCUCCAAGGACAUAGUGGUGAUGGAGGUAUUGUUGAGGGCAGUCCAUAAGGUCUUCCCUGACUUUGCCUUCAUGUGGUUGGUGGAAGAGGCCAAGAAGAACAUGCCACUGGAGCUGGACUUCCUUAAUGAGGGACACAAUGCAGAGAGGGUGGCCAGAAUGCUGGCCCACUACCCCUUCCUCAAGGUUCCCAUGAUCCACUGGGAUCUGUCAACAAAGAGGAUCCUGACCAUGGACUUUGCUGAGGGCGGCCAGGUCAAUGACAAAGACUACAUGAAGAAACACGGCAUCAACGUCAAUGAGAUCUCAGAGAGCCUGGGUAAGAUGUACAGUGAGAUGAUCUUCGUCCACGGCUUUGUUCACUGUGACCCGCAUCCAGGCAACGUGUUGGUCCGAAGGUGUCCCCAGAACAAGAAGACAGAGAUUGUCCUGCUUGAUCACGGCCUUUAUCAGAUCCUGAAACCAGACUUCAGGUUGGACUACUGUCGGCUGUGGCAGGCUCUGAUUAACAGCGACAUGUCCAAGGUGGAGCGUUACAGCCGCAGACUGGGAGCCGGAGAUCUGUAUCCGCUUUUUGCCUGCGUCCUUACUGCUCGCUCUUGGACCGCAGUCAAUGCUGGCAUCAGCUCUGUGCCUGUCACAAACUCUGAGGAUGUUGAGAUUCGGACCAACGCAGCUCUGUACCUGCCCCAGAUCAGCGAGCUCUUGAAUCGAGUGCCCCGUCAGAUGCUGUUGCUGCUGAAGACCAAUGACCUGCUGAGGGGCAUUGAGACCACCUUACAGACCAGAGCCUCCUCCUCAUCCUUCAUCAACAUGUCCCGCUGCUGUAUACGUGCCUUGGCCAGGCACAAGAAGAGUAAGGCUCAGUCCAGCAGGAGGCGUUUGCAGAUAAAGUUGGCUGAAUCUCUCAGCCUUGGGAAACUCACUCUCUAUGAACUGUUUCUGUGGGUGAAGAGCUUCAUGUCAGUACACUGGCUCACUACUCUGCUGCCAUUUCUGCACUGACACACAUGGACUUCAGACUGGAACAUCAGCAACUCAUCGCAAAAGAUGACAACUGGCUGAUUUGUAAAACAUUGUCUGAUAAAUCCAUUUAAAUCUGUGCCCAUACACACACACACACGGCCAAUACACGCUGAGGUUUUUUAACACCAGGACUGUCAAGAUCACAACUUUUACAACAUGGGCUGAUGUCGUUUUUCUCAUGAUUAUAUCAUAAUUAUGUUUCUUUUAUUUAAGAUAAGUCAAUUUUUGUUUUAUUUGUUUUACUCUUAUUUAAGUUCAGAACAUACUGUCAGAUAAUUAUUUCUCUCUUAAAUUUAUCUUAUGUACAUUAUUUAUUGUGCAUGAGUUCAAAAUAAGCCAUAAAUGGUGCUCGAAGAAAUAAUGUGUGUGUGGAUUAACUGCAGUUUGUCAAGUAUUAAGUUAAGUAAGUUCCAGCACAUUACUGAAGCCACCGACUCGUUCCUGACUCCAGCUCCAUACACUGACAUGAAAUUAUCAUCCAUCUCAUUUCAGUUUCAGAAAAAAAACAGUUCCCCACGUUUUCACUUUAAUUCUUAGAAAAUAUAAUAUAUAUACGAAUGUUCCCUCUGGAAGAAGCUGGACCACUGAUUCAUCCACACUCCUUAACUAAAUACCUCAGAAUCCAGUUUGUGUCAAGUUGCAUCUUUUUUAGGUGUAAUAACACCCUUGUUACUGUCAUUAUAUUAUAACGGGUUAUGUUUACUGUUUCAUUGUUACUGAUGUUUCUUGGUUAAAUACUGUACACUCAUUCCACACAAAGCUGUUUUUUCCCCUCCAAAACAUAUUUUGUGGAUGAGCCACUGUGUGUCACAACUGCAGAUGAUCUAUGGACCUACCUGUCGUAUCACGUUUGUCUCGUUCAGGAACAGUGCUGUAAAGUCAGAGUCAUGUCAGAAGGAUUUGCUGCAGGAUCUAAGUUCACUAACUUUGUCACAAUUCUAAGGCUACAUGCAUUGGACUAAGUUUUGUUUUGAAAACAGCGUUUUCUCUGUCAAUCUCUGUCCACACAAGCAUUUUGGAUCCUUAUAAAUUUGUAUCCCCCUCCAUUGUAACACGCCUGAAAAUGAAAAUCACAUGACAUACACUGGGGACGUGCCUGUUGAUGUGCACAGUAAACAUUUGGUUGUUAGUUGCAGUAUUGUUACUCAAAUAGUAGCUCAUCUCAUAUACAUGUAAGCAGUUGUAUCAUUGUAAAAUACAGAAUUUAACUGUACAGCUGUUACAAAGACAACAGGGUCAGCAACGCUUUUUAAUUGAUUAUCUAUGUUGCGUUCAACACUGCUACGUUGCAACCGAAAGGACUCGAUCAGCAAAUGGUUUUGUGUGUCUUCUUCAUAGAUUCCAAACAUUUAUCUUUCUGGCUGUCCAGACUAAAACUUGUGGCUUGUAUAGUCAACUGUACUUGUCACUGAUAAUGCAAUAUGAGUUACAGCGAUAAACUGGUUAUAAUUAUGUAGGGGAUCAAGAAGGGAGCCCCUUCAGAUUUAUGACCAGUGUCAGUUUUAGCAUAUCACCUAGGAUGCUACAAAUGACACCCCCCCUCUUCAAUCAACUUCUUCUUCUCUCUGUAUUAAUUUUUCUCUCCACAUAAGCUGAAUUUGUGUACAAAGAACCAUAGACUGUGUAUAACGAUCAACAACACGAGGGCUUCUUAAACUGAAGCCAAACCUUCUCCAUCACCCCCUGGUGGAUGGCUGCAGUUUAGUCUAAAUUCCCACCUCCUCCCUCCUGGUCCAAAGGAACAGAAACGCUAGACAUAUUCGACAAACAAACAUUGAAAGUGAAAAGAUAAUUUUGAGUGUAUAUUCUGCUAUUCUCCAAAUAUCUAGAAGAGCAGCUCCGGCCACCUGAGACGGUUUCUGUCAUUUUAGGAAGUUCACAUUGAUUUAUGUACCAUGCAGACCCGCAUCCAGGAUAUAUUCACUUAAGAAGUGGAGAUGUGCCAUCCAUCUUUACAUACAGUCACUGCCAAGAACAGAAAGUGCACUUGUUGGAAGAUCUGCUGACAUAUUCAGAGAGUCAGAGGCUGCUCAGAUGAUGUUUUGAAAUUCUGAAAGCAAACUAUACUACAAAUGAAGGAGGGAACAACCUGUUUAUUAUACACACCAGAAUCCUAAAAUACAUAUUGUAGACUUUUUACGAUGUAAGAGGAGAGAAAAAUCCCAAAUACAAAAAAGCAGACAAGCCUGAAAAACUUAGAAGGAAAGGUGCAAAAGACAACUGUGGAAGAGGAGGAGAGGUGGAGAGAACAAAACAGAAAAGUUGGUGAAAAAAAUAAACGUCCAAAUUCUUAAUUCAACUUUCUUUUUAGUCUCCUUUCCAUUUAAUUCCAUAAACCACAGGGAUCAUUAUUGUCAUGUCCUGUUUUGUGUGAAGUUUAUUGAACAUUGAUAAUGUUAGUUCAGACUAUGGGUUUUGUUUUUUUCGAGUUGAAAAUGAUUUUGUUUGUGGGUAAGACCUCUAACCAGUGUUUGAUUUAUUUAUUUAAUUAUUAAAAAUGAUAAUAUGUAAAUUCACCACAAUAAAAUGUCUAAAACAUGUUACAAA
This is a messenger RNA of Pleuronectes platessa (European plaice), 4328 nucleotides long. It is a transcript of the gene adck1, whose product is annotated as aarF domain containing kinase 1. The coding region runs from base 204 to 1760 and encodes 518 amino acids. Gene Ontology annotation, biological process: mitochondrion organization; lipid homeostasis. Lineage: Eukaryota; Metazoa; Chordata; Actinopteri; Pleuronectiformes; Pleuronectidae. The transcript is spliced from 11 exons. The record is from RefSeq and is a predicted model, not a curated record. Gene Ontology annotation, cellular component: mitochondrial inner membrane.